This is a messenger RNA of Cryptomeria japonica (Japanese cedar), 2456 nucleotides long. RefSeq lists its product as uncharacterized. The record is from RefSeq and is a predicted model, not a curated record. The coding region runs from base 504 to 2162 and encodes 552 amino acids. The transcript is spliced from 11 exons. NCBI's taxonomy places the organism in Eukaryota, Viridiplantae, Streptophyta, Pinopsida, Cupressales, Cupressaceae. Gene Ontology annotation, biological process: translational initiation. Gene Ontology annotation, molecular function: translation initiation factor activity.
AAAACGAGAGAAUCCUUCAAAUGCGGGCUUAAGUUAUUGUGACUGUUUUGGUUGCUUAUUGUAUUGGAAUUGUCGUCACUCGGUCACUGAAAUUGAUUGUAUAUAACACGUAAAAUUGAACUGUGAAGGCUUUAGACAAUAUAUAAUUCAGGUAAUGCGGUGGAAUUUCGAUGUCUGAAUUUUAAGAGUGAGGAGGAAAAUUCUUAUGAAUUUUCUGAAUUUUGUUGCCUCACUUUUCACGUUUUCCGGGAUCUUUGUGCAUUUUCCCGCGUCAUAUAGCAGUGGAAUCGCCAAUUUAUGCGAGAAAGAGGCAAAGUUAUUUUUUGUGAGCUUGUUCGAAUUGGCUCUGGCUUGGACGCUUUGCAGUUUCUCUUUUAGAAAAUUAACAACAGGGAAUACUGAAGCUUUUGAAGAAGUAUGACAUGGAUUCUUGGAAGGAAGGAAUUGGUUCUACUAUAUAAUGAAACAAUUACCAAAAGAUAAAGAAGGAAAUAUUGCAGAAGAUGGGAUGUUGCGUUUCAACUUGGAGCAAGAAGCCCAAAACAUGUGCAAAAAUUCACCUUUCAAAACGUAAAAGGAAUCGAGGGAAAAGUGUUACUCCUGUUUCAGGUGGAAAGAGUUGUGGGACAUCUGUUACUCCCAUUUCAGGUGCAAAGAGUAGAGUUGAAAUAAAGGAAGAAACAUGGUUUGAUCCUGCAACACACUUAGAGUCAGACUGUGAUGAAGACUUCUUAAGUUGCCAUGGAGACUUUUUGUCUUCAACGUGCAACAAUUUGAGUCACCCAAACAGCGCCAAUGUAACUCCUCGACAUAGUCUAUGUGAUAACCACAUAAUUUUGACCUCUGGUGAAAAAGGACUAAAAUUGGGUGAGCUAUUGAGUGAAAAUUUGCCAUGUCAAGAGGUUAAUGCAGUUGAUGAAGCAAGCGAUUUUCAUGGACAAAAUGAUGUUGAUGAAAGGCAAAAUACCAAUAGCGAUCUUACUAUACCAAAAGAAAUAAAAAAUGGAAAGAACAAAGUUUUAGGAUUUUCUGAAGGAAAUUCCCAUGUAUUGACAGAAUUCACAGUUGGUUCAGAAUGCGAGGAAGAAAAAGUAGUUGACUAUUGUGGUGUUCAAUUAAAUGCAUCUUGCUUGCCAUGCUUGAUUCCCAAUGUGGGCUUAAUUGAAAAGAAAAGAUCAUUAAGUCCUGGUCCACCAUCCUCCAAGAAAAAGGCUUCAUUAUUAAAACUAUCCUUCAAACGUCGAUCAGCAGAUGGGCAUGAGAACAACAAUGUCUUUUCUUCAAUAAAAUUUCUAGAGAGGCCUAAAGCAGGAUCACAGGUUCCAUUUUGUUCAGCAGAAAAAGCAAUGCCAGGAUCCUGGUCACAAAUUGAACCUUCUUCGUUCAAGCUUCGUGGUGAAAAUUAUUUAAAGGACAAGAAAAAAGAGAUUGCACCAAAUUAUGCCGCAUACUACCCAUUUGGUGUAGAUGUAUUUCAAUGUCACAGAAAAAUUGAUCAUAUUGCACGACAUGUGGAACUUCCUGAUUUUGAUUCAAGUGGCAAAAUGCCACCCAUAUUAAUUGUAAAUAUCCAGAUUCCAUCUUAUCCGGCUGCAAUUUUCCUGGGAGAAAGUGAUGGCGAAGGGAUAAGUAUUGUGUUCUAUUUUAAGCUCUCUGAUAGCUAUGCAAAAGAGACCACUGCUCAUUUUCAAGAAAGUAUCCAGAAAUUGAUGGAUGACGAAAUUGAAAAAGUAAAAGGUUUUGCUUUAGAUUCUUUUGUCCCUUUUAGAGAAAGAUUGAAAAUCUUAGGACGGGUGGCAAAUCUAGAUGAUCUUCAUGUAAGUGCUGCCGAAAAGAAGCUUAUUCAUGCGUAUAAUGAAAAACCUGUUCUUUCACGUCCUCAACACAGUUUUUACAAGGGUCCGAAUUAUUUUGAGAUUGAUUUGGAUGUACAUCGAUUUAGUUAUAUUGCAAGAAAGGGGAUUGAAGCAUUUCAGAAUCAAAUGAAAUUUGGCAUCUUGGAUAUUGGUCUGACAAUUCAGGGGAACAAACCUGAAGAAUUGCCAGAACAAGUUCUCUGUUGCUUGAGAUUGAACAUGAUUGAUCCAUUGAAUUAUAAGCAAUUGCUUACCACCUUACAUCCAGGUAACUCUGAGGGAAGGAUUGAUGACUAUAGGGAUUGAUGCAACUUUUAAAAAUUAUCUGCAGACCUCUCUAUUGAGAACUUGGGUCUUGUCACUGUGGAGAUGGCCAAAAGGUCUGUAAAAAUAUGCCAAGUUGCAAUUAAAUUUUUAAAUGUAAAAUACCUUAUAUGUCAUCUUUCAUAUCAAUAAUUAUAAAUCAGCCUGCAACAUGAUUGUGGCCGCUGCAGAUUCCAAGCCUUUCCACACUUCUUUUAUGAUGAUUGAAAUGUUCGUGGAUAUAAAAUUCAAAACAUUUAUAUUUUAUAUUCAAUGCAAAGAGUGUCUAUUAACAUA